CUAAGUGAAGGGAGAUUUUCAGAUGACAGCUGUACGCCAGGAAGGAGAGGGUAACCAGUCCUGCUUCGAGUGGAUCACAAGAGUCUGGGGAGAGGCUUUUCUAUCAUUUUCCUGUUUGUAGAACUAUUUGACUCCUUAAAGCAUAGACAUGUAAAAUUUGGAUGAAAAUAAGAACUAAAAGAAGACAUAAUUCAGGCAUAAGGUAAUAAGAGCAUCUAGGCUAAAGGGUGACAGUGCAAAUGGAGAGGGAUGCAUUUGAGAUCUUUGGAAGGAAGAAUAACUAGGACUUCGUGUAGAGUGUUGUAUUAGUCAGGGUUCUCUUAGAGGGACAGAACUCAUAGGAUAUUUAUAUAUAUAAAGGGGAGUUUAUUAAGUAUUAACUCGCACAAAGUCCCACAAUAGGCUGUCUGCAAGCUGAGGAGGACAGAGAGCCGAUCUAAGUCCCAAAACUGAAGAACUUGGAGUCCGAUGGUCGAGGGCAGGAAGCAUCCAGCACGAGAGAAAGAUGUAGGCUGGGAGGCUAGGCCCGUCUCUCUUUUUCAUGUUUUUCUGCCUGCUUUAUAUUCCCUGGCAGCUGAUUAGAUGGUGCCCACCAGAUUAAGGGGGGGUCUGCCUUUCCCAGCCCACUGACUCAAAUGGUAAUCUCUUUUGGCAACACCCUCGCAGACACACCCAGGAUCAAUACUUUGUAUCCUUCAAUCCAGUCACAUUGACACUCAGUAUUAACCAUCACAGUUGUAAAAAGAGAAUAAAGGAGAAAUCAGAGAUGACUAGGAUAUCCAGUUUGGGGGGAAUAGUAGUACCAUUAACAGAAAUAAGGUAUUCAAGUGUGAGAACUAAUUUUAGGAAAAUUGUGAUUUAAAAAGUGAGAUAUAGAAUAAUAUGCGCUAAAGGCCAAUGGAAAUAUGACAACAUACACUUGUAUUUUGAGCUCAUGGAACUCUUAAAAGUUCUGUUUUAAAGUUCUUGUUUUUAGGUUUGAGUGGUCUUUUUUACACUGACUUAGCUAAUAUGACUACAGAUUAGCUUUAAAUGUUUAACUGAAGUCCUAUGCUUGGGAGGUUUUCAUAUAGAAAAUUGGGCCCUCCCUUGGGCCUCUUUUGUAAGGGCAGUAAUCCCAUUCAUGAGGGCAGAGCCCCAGUGACCUCAUCACCUCCCAGAGACCCCCUUCGUCACACCAUCCCCUGGGAACUCGGUUUCAGCAUAUGAAUUUGUGAGGGGGACACAAAGAUGGAGGCCGUGGCCCUUCACAGUGUCUGUUUUUAGAGGGCUCCUGAUUGGUAAAAGGAUAACCAGGAUCACCUGACACCUGUUGCCUUCCCAGCAGUUUUCAACUUUUUCACAUGAUUCCACUCUGCAUCUUGGAAUUCAUUCCAAAUCAGACUCAGAAACCAUGUUAAGCACUUACUGUAGUGUGCUGGGCAUUAUGCUAGAUACAUAGUCUCUCUUUCUUUUUUUUUUUUAAUUUGUAUUUAUUUAUUUAUUUUAAUUUGCUUCCUGUACCUGGGCAGCAAACACAAUCUCUCUUUAAAUCCUUAUGGCAGUCUUGUUUUAUGCAGCUGCAGGUAUUACUGUCCCUGUUUUAAGAUAAGAAAGUUGAGGCUUGAAAUGCGAAAUGACAUGUCCAGGGCCACACAGCUGAUAGCAGAAUCCUAUUUCCAGGAGGAGGACUAUGAGAAGGCAAUGAAAUUCAUUCAGCUAGAACGAUUGUAUCAUGAGCAAUUGCUCGCAAAUCUUUCUGCCAUUCAAGAACAGUGGGAAACAAAAUGGAAAACUGUGCAACCACAUACAGUUACGCCGCAAAGGAAUUCAGAAAAGGGAUUUAAUGGUGAAGAUUUUGAACGGCUUACUAAAAUUUGUGCAACACAUCAAGAUCCUCUUUUGUCCAAACAUAAGAUAGCAGCUGUGGAGAAGUCCCAGGAAAGGAAAUGCUCUACACAGUUCGUAGCGUCUGAAGAUCCAGAGGAAGGAGGAGCUGCCACCAAAGAGUCAGAGAGUAAAACUUGUUCUGGCACAGAGUCAAGUAAAGAAAGCCAACAUACAGAGGAGCCCCUGGGGAGCAGUCCCUGCUGUCAUCAGAUGGACGGGCAGGCAGAUUCCCCAAGCCUUUCGGUAACUGCAGGAAAGGACCACGUGGAGGAGCUGCUCUGCAGCGCUGAAGCCACGUUAGCGCUCCACACCCAGUCCUCGGAGACAGCAGGGAGCUCGUCUGGGCCAGACUCUCCUGAGGAUGCUUGUGAGGAUGACAGUCGCUUGCAGCUGGCUCAAACAGAGGCCUGCCAGGAUGUGGCCAGAAUAGAGGGCAUUGCUGAAGACCCUACGGUGUUUCUUUCCAGCAAGUCAGCGACAGAGCCGUUGAUUUUACCAGGCUGUGACCGUAUACCUCCUUCAUUGAUUUCUGAGGGUAGAUAUUCACAGGCUCAGAGGAAAGAACUCCGUCUGCCACUUCGGGAUGCUUCUGAGGCGUUGCCCACAGACCAACUUGAGAACAAUGAAUUAAAUGAGCUGCAGCAGCCUGAUCUUACGGACAGUGAUGGAAAAUCACCACAGGCGCAGGCUGACUCAGACGGCUCUGAGAAUGUGCUCUGUGGAAAUAAUCAAAUAUCUGACUUAGGCACACUGCUUCCAGAGGUGUGUAUGGCCCCAGAGGAAAAGGGAGAUAAAGAUGACCAACUCAACAAAGAAACAGAAGACUAUUUGAACAGCCUUUUAGAAGGAUGUUUAAAAGAUACUGAAGAUUCCCUUUCCUAUGAAGAUAACCAAGACGACGACUCCGAUCUCCUUCAAGAUCUCUCUCCUGAAGAAGCAUCCUAUAGUCUCCAGGAGAAUCUGCCUUCUGAUGAGAGCUGUCUUUCUCUUGAUGAUCUGGCCAAAAGGAUAGAGAUUGCAGAGGUUGUUCCUACUGAAGGAUUGGUCUCAAUAUUAAAGAAGAGGAAUGAUACUGUAGGAGAUCAUCCUGCCCAAAUGCAGCACAAACCAUCUAAGCGAAGAGUGAGAUUCCAAGAAAUAGACGAUAACUUCGAUCAAGAUGAAGUUGGAGGUGGCUCCUGUAUUUUGCUGAUCUUGCUGUGCAUAGCAACGGUUUUCCUUAGUGUUGGAGGAACUGCAUUAUACUGCACUUUUGGUGACAUGGAGUCACCUGUUUGUACAGACUUUGCAGACAACAUGGACUUCUAUUACACUAAGUUACUACAGGGAAUGGCAGAACUGAAGCACUGGAUCUACCUCUCCUAGCAGCAUUCCAGAGACAGACAUGCUGGCAGUGAGAAUGAAAGGCGUGAAACUUUCUAAACAGUUUUUAUUUCAGGAAUUCUGUAACAUUCCCCCUUCCCCUCUGUUAGGAACCAAGGACAUCAGAAAUAGCAACUUUAAGUGGCAAUCCGGAGGAACUCUGUUAGAAUAAUCCACACGGUGAGGCAAAUACAGAUCUAAGCACUGUGGAUGAAAGGAAUGAUCUUUGGAGAGCAUAUCCAUCUCCUCCUCACUGCCUCCUAAUGUAAUGAGGUACACUGAGCAGAAUUAAACAGGGUAGUCUUAACCACACUAUUUUUAGCUACCUUGUCAAGCUGAUGGUUAAAGAACACUUUUGGUUUACACUUGUUGGUUCAUAGAAGUUGUUUUCAGCCAUCAUGCAAUAAGUUUGUGUGUAAUCAAAAGGAGUUACCUUAUGGUUGCAGUGUCGUUUUUUAGUUAACUUGGGAGCUGUGUAAUUUAGGCUUUGCGUAUUAUUUCAAUUCUGUUCUGCACUUAUGAAAUGAUUGUGUGCGUGUUCGCGUGUGUGUGCGUGCGCAUGUGCUUCCGGCAGUUACCAUAAGCAAAUACCCAACAUCACAAAGAUGAUCUUUCUUCUUUUAACUUGAUGAUGUGCAGGCACAAAUCUUUGGAGAAGGCUUAACUGUGGAAUAGAUGAAUUCUAGAACUCUUGACCCUGAAACAAACUGUGACAGAUCUGUGUCAAUUAACUUGAUUAGCUAGAAAUUAAUCACAGGCCUAGAGACAAAAGAAAAAGCUCCCCUGAGUCUCAGGCAACAGUUUUGUCACGGUUGCAAAGCUUCCGUGAAAUCAUGAAUGCUGGACUCAAGUGUGGCAAACGCUUACGCCUAUUAUGUUCUGAGAUUCUGAGAACCAGAAUGCAAACUUAAGUAAGAUAGAGUUCCUGCUGUAGGUGUUUUCAUCCUGGUCUUAUGUAAAAUAAACCAGUACUUUGGCGAGUGAAAUCACCAUAUAGAAUUCAGUAUUAACAGAUCAUGCAUUCAGAUGCUUGAAUGUGCAUUCUUGUUGUGGGCUUGAUUUAGAUCCUAUUGCGGGGUCAUUACGCAAAAAUUCAAUCAUACCUUCCAUAGACAAAUGUCUGGUUUUUGUUUAAAUCUGUCCGUUAGGUGGCCUUUCCUUAUCUAAGGUGUAGUGGUCUAACAUUUAGGAAGCCUUGCUUUGACCUUAUCAGGCAGCAUUAAAAAAAAAAAAAAAAACCAAACAUGAAUUAUAGUUUUUUAGCAAGUGAUCAUUAUUUCCUGUUUUCUGUUAGGGUCAUUUGAAAGAAAAAGGGAGAACUUACUUUCUAGUUGUUACUGGCUGGCACAGUACCUCCCUUUGUGUUUCUGCUUAUUUAUUUAGAUUAUGUGAAUCUUAAAGGGCUUUUUAUAUAAGUUGAAAGUGUGUUACUGUGCAUGCAUUUGGUUAUUCCAAUGCUAGAUAUUUAAUUACUGUGUAGUGUUUUGAUUUUCUAUAAUUUCAGUUCAGCGUGUUUUUACACUUGUUUAUUUUAAAUCAAUGUUUCAUUUUCACUUAUAAUACUGUUUGACUUGUCUCUGUCAUGUCACCAUAAACUGUAAUAUUUUCAAGGGUUAUAGAUCAAAGAUAUUUAUUUAGAAAUGUACAAGAUAAUGAAAUUUAGAUUCCUUAUACUUAAGGCUGAUUUUAUUAGAAGAUUAUUUUAAUGUUCUAUUAUAAAUUUUAAGAAUUUGUAUUCAAAUUGUAUGUAAAAUAUGUAAAAUGUUGACGGUACUAUAUUAAGUGGUUCUAUAAAAGCUGUUCACAAGUUCUACUGUGACGGACAUCCUCAUCAUAGACAAACCUCUUCUGUUUUAUCCUCAAUUUCUAGUUACAGAAAUUUGGUGAUGCUUAUUUUUGCCAAUUUUAUGUCAAAAUAACUUAAAACUUCCCUCCUGUUCACCUCUUCUUGGGUCUCUCUCCUGUAUAACGUCUGGUGUAAUAUUUGCCCAUAGGUAGCCAGAGCCACUUCCUCUGAACCCAAGAUCUCCUGGGGACCUUCACAGCAAGAGGAAAGCACUGAGACAAUAGCUGGCUAAUCAGGGACCCCGUGGUGUCUCAGAGAAACCAUGGGUGUCCUUGCCACUUCCCAGGGAGGGUGAGGUGAGCUCGGGAACAUAACGAUGUUUUGACUUAAAAUAGGCAUGAAAUCGCAACUAGAAAAAUUAGGGCAAUUUUUAAAAAUGUCAUGGUUAUUUAUUGCAUGAACUGGAGUAAUUCCACCUGGUGGUGAAAGGAUUGUUAUUUCACACACGAAAAAUUCAUCCAGUUUUACUAAAAUGUAAUUUUUUCUGUCAUUUGAAAGUACUGACAACUAUUUGUAACUAAUCUUCCUUAAGAACUGUAUUUGAGGGUAUCAAAUCAAGCUUGUAAUUUAAAAUCUAUACCAACAAA
This is a messenger RNA of Symphalangus syndactylus (siamang), 5664 nucleotides long. It is a transcript of the gene CNST, whose product is annotated as consortin, connexin sorting protein. NCBI's taxonomy places the organism in Eukaryota, Metazoa, Chordata, Mammalia, Primates, Hylobatidae. Gene Ontology annotation, cellular component: plasma membrane; transport vesicle; trans-Golgi network. Gene Ontology annotation, molecular function: connexin binding. Gene Ontology annotation, biological process: positive regulation of Golgi to plasma membrane protein transport. The record is from RefSeq and is a predicted model, not a curated record.